AAGUGGCAAGACAUGGAUGUUUUCUUUAUCGCGGUAUGAUUUGCGUUUGAUAGCCGGGGCAUUUUGUGAUACUUUUGUUUAGAGAAGAAUGAAAGAUUUAUGCGGGGCUUGUAAGUCGAGUAAGCGGGUUCAUCAACAUCAGAGCAGUACACUGGUGUAUCGCGGGUGUAAUGUCAGCUAGCAGGCUAACACAUAGUGGGCUGCAGAAAUAAACAGUUCUCAGAGUCCACGGUGCGAUCGGGCAAAUUGGAUUACUGCGUAUUGCACAAUCCGGGCAGUCUCCUGAUUUAGAGAUAUUGCUGGGGGGUUUUUUGUAAUCAUGGGCAAACGAAAAGUGCCGGAUUUGUAUCGUGCCCCUUUCCCUCUCUACACCGUUAAAAUCGAUCCCAAAACUGGACUCGUCAUUACUGCAGGAGGGGGCGGAGCAUCCAAGACAGGCAUUAAGAAUGCAGUGCACUUCCUUGGUUUAGAGCUAGUGGGAAGCCAACACAGUGCAACUCUGCUGCACGCUUAUGACACAGGAUCUUGUGCCACCAUGAACAUGGCACUGGGAGGAGAUGUGUUUGCUGCUGGACAAGAUGGCAACUGCAGAGUGAUGCGCUUCAGGCAACAAGGCCCUAAACAGGGACAAUCAUCUGCUUCAAAGAAUGGAUCUGGGGAGCAGGGAAGUGCCAGGAGGAGAGGGGUAAAAAAACAGAAUGGUGGUGGUGGUGGCGGCGGUGGUGGUGACGCUGGUGGCGGCGAUGAUCCCCAGACGAAGGACAAGUCGGUAGAGAUAAUAGUGAACAAGGUUGGAGAAGUGCAGUCCGACCUCAGCCCUCAGGACCCUCUACAAAAGUGUGUGCGUUUCAGCCCUGACUUGAAGCUUCUCCUCACAGGAGGAGCCGACGGUUACGUGAGAGUGUGGGAGUACCCAUCCUUGAAAGAGAAGUUGAACUUCAAAGCUCAUCAAGAUGAAAUAGAAGAUAUAGACAUCAGUCCUGAUAACAAGCGCAUCGUGACGGCAGGGCGAGAUUUUGCAUGCAGUGUAUGGAGCGAUGAUCAGCUCAUGCUGGGUUUACGUUGGCAUGACCACAUGCCUCAUAUUACAGAGAAGAUGUAUCGCUACCACUCCUGCCGAUUUGCCAAGGUAGAGGACCAAAAGGAUGCUUUAAGACUGUACACAGUCCAGAUUCCCCAUAAACGUGAGCGUAAACCACCACCGUGCUACCUCACAAAAUGGGAUGGCAAGAGUUUCUUGCCCCUUCUAACGAAGCCGUGUGGCAGUGAAGUGAUUUCCUGUUUGAGUGUUAGUGACUCUGGAACCUUUCUUGGCCUCGGUACAGUCACAGGAUCAGUAUCCAUCUAUAUCGCAUUCUCACUGCAGAAGCUGUACUAUGUACAAGAAUCCCAUGGUAUUGUGGUGACAGACCUGGCGUUCUUGCCAGAAACCCCCAAAUGCAAACCUGUGAAGGCGAAUAAUGAAGUAGCCAUGCUGAGUGUGGCUGUAGACAGUCGCUGCCAGCUACAUACUGUAGCUAACCGCAGAUCUGUCCCGAUAUGGCUGGUGCUGUUCCUGUGUGUUGCACUGCUUGUAGGUGUCAUGCUGCUCCUGCAGAAGUUCCUCCCAGGGUUCAUUUAAAUAUGUGGCCCAACACAGAGGACCUCUCUCGUCACCAAGGAGCGGUUGGGACAAAACAGUGCAGCAAACUCAUCCUAAUGUCGAGCAUGGAAUAAUUGUACUUAUAGGGAAGUUUCUGAUAUUGGAUCCACAUUUUAAAUGAAGAAUCAUCUCAGGAGCAUGUAUUGAUGUUCUUAAUAGUUAGGAGUGAAGAACUGGGCUUUUUAACUCCGUGAUGGAGCCAUCUUUGUUUGUCCAUGUGUAUACAAUUCACAUCGCAGUGCUAAUACCUGCAUGACUGAACAGUUUGGGGAGGUCAUCUAAACCUAAUGAACUUCUCAAUAUCUGUCCAUCCUGCAGAUAAUGUAUUGAAUAUAAUACACAGAGAAAGACACAUCAUUAGAUCAUUUUAGUUAUUUAAGCUAGAUGGAAAUAUAGAAUUUUGGAGAAAA
Silurus meridionalis is the source of this 2052-nucleotide messenger RNA. RefSeq names its product prolactin regulatory element binding (gene preb). The record is from RefSeq and is a predicted model, not a curated record. Gene Ontology annotation, molecular function: protein binding; GTPase activator activity; guanyl-nucleotide exchange factor activity. The transcript is spliced from 10 exons. The coding region runs from base 320 to 1621 and encodes 433 amino acids. Gene Ontology annotation, biological process: protein secretion. Lineage: Eukaryota; Metazoa; Chordata; Actinopteri; Siluriformes; Siluridae. Gene Ontology annotation, cellular component: endoplasmic reticulum membrane.